Molecule: messenger RNA, 837 nt
Organism: Rotaria sordida
Lineage: Eukaryota; Metazoa; Rotifera; Eurotatoria; Philodinida; Philodinidae
Source: the annotation of a GenBank genome assembly
AUGUCAGCAUCAUCAUCUAAAACGCUUAAACGUAAGAAAGAAUCACAGUCUACCGACAAUGAUUGUCAAAUUGAUAUAAAACAACAUGUUCAUUGUCAACGGAAAAUAUUGGGAGAAGGAGAUAGUUGGUAUGAAGAAUCACUAUUUUCUUCAAAUGAAUCAAUCGAAAUUCUAAAACAACUUGAUGAACAAAUUGUUUAUUUACCUCGUGAACAAUUUCAAUUUAAAAUUUUUAAUACUAUUAAUCUUUUACCACGUGAUAAAGCUUUUUAUGGUGAUGUUUAUUCAGAUGGUAGUUAUCCACUCUAUCGAUAUGAAUCGAAAAAGGAUAUUAUUUAUCCAGAAGUAAAAGCAUGGCCACCUGUACUUAAAAGAUUGCGAGAUAGAUUAUUUGAAAUAACUGGUCAAAAAUGUAAUCAUUGUGUUGUUAAUCAAUAUCGAGAUAAUAAUGAUCAUAUUGGAUAUCAUUUUGAUAAAACUCGUGAUUUUGUAAAUGAUUCUAAUGUAUUAGUAUUUUCAUUUGGUGGUGAAAGAAUUUUACGUUUAAAACAUAAUGGAAGCAAGAUAACAGAAGAUAUUCAUUUAAAAUCAGGUUCACUUUUUGAUCUUGGAUGGAAAUCAAAUUCAAUUUGGAAACAUUCUAUUAUUAAAACUAAACGUUCAUGUGAACGACGUGUUAGUCUUACUUAUCGCCUAAUUAAAACUAUUUUACAUAAAGAUGGAACACUUACUGAAACAGAUGGUUCUGAUAUUAUAAUAGAAACAACUGCUCAUAAUAAUUCAAAUAUGAUCGAACAUGAAACAAAAAAGAUAAAAGUACACGAAAAAAGCGAAUGA